This is a messenger RNA of Chenopodium quinoa (quinoa), 855 nucleotides long. RefSeq lists its product as uncharacterized. Bases 1 to 855 code for a protein of 284 amino acids. The transcript is spliced from 2 exons. The record is from RefSeq and is a predicted model, not a curated record. NCBI's taxonomy places the organism in Eukaryota, Viridiplantae, Streptophyta, Magnoliopsida, Caryophyllales, Amaranthaceae.
AUGAAUUUUGAUUCUAGUUCUUCUACUUCUAGUGAUGAAAUAUACGAUUCCAUGUUGUUAGAUUUUAUUGAGGAAAAUCGACAACAACAAGUGAUAGAGGAUGCAGUAACAUAUGUUAUUAACACCGAUGUAGAAGAACAAGAAGUUCGUGGUUCACGACGUGAAAAAAUGUCAAGGUGGAUCGUUCUAAGAGAUCGUGAAGAAGCACAUGAUCGGUUAGUUACAGACUACUUUAGUGACCAUCCAUUAUACGGCGAUGAAAAGUUUCGACAUGCCACAAUGCGACUAGGUGCUUCUGGAAUUCAAAAAUGCACUGCAGCAAUGAGAAUGUUAGCAUAUGGUUGCCCAGCUGAUCAAAUUGAUGAGUAUCUAAAACUUGGGGCAAGUACGGCAAGAGAAUGUCUUAUACACUAUGUUGAUGGAGUGAUUCGUGAAUUCUCAACAGAAUACCUGCGGAAGCCAAACGCGGAAGAUCUUGUUCGUCUCCUUAAACAAGGGGAAGAAAGGGGUUUUCCUGGCAUGAUGGGGAGCAUCGAUUGUAUGCAUUGGGAGUGGAAAAAUUGUCCAGCUGGAUGGAAAGGAAUGUAUCAAGGAAGAUCUAAAAGGGCGACGGUGAUCUUAGAAGUUGUUGUUUCUUGGGAUUUAUGGAUUUGGCAUGCCUUUUUUGGCACGCCAGGGACAUGCAACGAUAUAAACGUUCUUCAGCGUUCUCCCGUCUUUGACGAUAUUUUAAAUGGUCGAGCUCCACAAGUUAAUUUCACUAUGAAUGGAAAUACCUAUAACCAAGGAUAUUAUCUCACACAUGGGAUUUAUCCAAAAUGGGAAACAUUUAUUUCCGCUAUUACCUCCCCAUAA